This is a messenger RNA of Dioszegia hungarica, 462 nucleotides long. RefSeq lists its product as uncharacterized. The transcript has 3 exons. Lineage: Eukaryota; Fungi; Basidiomycota; Tremellomycetes; Tremellales; Bulleribasidiaceae. Bases 1 to 462 code for a protein of 153 amino acids. The record is from RefSeq and is a predicted model, not a curated record.
AUGACCAAGCAAGAAGUCAAGAACCAGCAAGAGGAGGGCAAGAAACUGACUUCUCAAGACCCCUCUACCCCUCUCACCACCAAACCCAACCUACCAACCAAAACCAAAAUGUCCGAGGCAAACGACGGUGCUAUCAACCCCGCCACUGGUACUUCCGGCAACCCCCAGACCGGUGAGGCCCACGAGCACGCCCCCCAGGAUGCCCACAAGCGUCUCGACGGCAAGGACGAGCGCUCGUUCAAAGAGAACAUCACCGAUGCCGCCCGCGUAGAGAAGCUCGAGAAGAAGGCUGAGGAGGAGGCGGCCGAGGCCAAGGAGGACCCUACCGCCAUCGCUCGGUCGCACGGUAACGAGCCGUCCAGGGGUGCCAAGGUCGACAAGAAGAUCGUUGACGAGGAGGCAGACAUAAUUGCGAAGAUGGACGAAGCAAAAGCGCAGUCCGCUGCUGCCAAGAAGCACUAG